Scaptodrosophila lebanonensis is the source of this 750-nucleotide messenger RNA. RefSeq names its product papilin-like. The record is from RefSeq and is a predicted model, not a curated record. NCBI's taxonomy places the organism in Eukaryota, Metazoa, Arthropoda, Insecta, Diptera, Drosophilidae. The transcript is spliced from 3 exons. The coding region runs from base 1 to 750 and encodes 249 amino acids.
AUGAAGUUUCUGUGUAGUUUUCUCAUCCUGGUCAGCUCUUUCGCUGCUUAUGUGCAAGCUAAGCCCAACAGCAGCGUAGUGAGCGCGAGUGUGCAAAAUGCAAUGAAGCAGUAUCUGCUUCAGCAGCGUGACUUUGAUGUCAAUCUUGAUCCCGAUGUGACUUCCGAAUGCUUCCAGCUCUACUUGCCCAUGCUCAAUGAGGUGGCCGCCAGUUUCUCCAGCCAGUAUCAGCAAUGCAUCGCUGUGGCCAACGAAGAAAUUGCAAAUAUAACUUCGCAAGCAGCGAGCAACCAGCAAUUGUACAAGCAGGAAGUUACCAGCAUAUGCAGUGCCUUCACCAGUUGCGACAGCGACAACGAUACUGUUGCCUUCUUCAACUGCUACGCCGCUGCUGCCCAGAGCGAUGUAUCUGUAAUUUACGACAUUUCCACCAAUGCCGCCAGCACGGCCAACUCCCUAAGCCAAGGCAUUCAGGCCAUACAGGACACGGAGUAUCAGUGCACAAACACCACAGAGAGCAACUAUGUGCGUGAUACGGCAGCCACGUAUGAUCUGUUGGACAGCUGUCUGAAAAACGGAUUACCCACAACAUCUACAGCAGUCGGGACUGUCAGCACUACUGCCGCUACUACUCUUAGCUCCGACGCCACUGCUGAUGUCUCGUCAACAUCUGACACUACUGUAGACUCCAGUACCGAUACAACGAAUGCACCCGAAGCAUCUGUAUCGACAGAUGCCUCAAGCGUCUAA